Odobenus rosmarus divergens (Pacific walrus) is the source of this 1257-nucleotide messenger RNA. It is a transcript of the gene ZNF488, whose product is annotated as zinc finger protein 488. Gene Ontology annotation, cellular component: nucleus. Gene Ontology annotation, biological process: regulation of DNA-templated transcription. The record is from RefSeq and is a predicted model, not a curated record. The transcript has 3 exons. Bases 1 to 1257 code for a protein of 418 amino acids. NCBI's taxonomy places the organism in Eukaryota, Metazoa, Chordata, Mammalia, Carnivora, Odobenidae.
AUGCAGUUUGCGCGGCGGCUCAGCGGGCAGGGCCCAGCUGCUGCGAGGCGCGGGGCGGAGGCCGAAUCACCUGGCGGGGCGCCGGGAUUUGCCGAGCCGAGCGCGCCGGGCUUGCACCCAGCUCACCUCAGAGCAGGUCGCGUCGACGCGCAGGCCCCUCCCGGAAGGGGCGGUGGGGGUGGGCUGCCCGAGGCCCCGCCCCGGAGGCGGGAGCAGUCCGGGAGGGCGGGGCCCGGCCGGCCCCCGGGGUUCGCGCGCCAGCUGGCUCACACCCUGCUGGUUAGCAUGGCUGCUGGGAAGGGUGCUGUGCGGAGCUCUUCAGCUGAAAACAGUUGGCGGCUUAGUGAAGCCGACCAUGGCAGGGGUUGCAAGCCAGUGCUGCUGGAGAAAACCAACCACCUGGGCUCUGAGGCUGCCACAGGUGGUGGGGGCCAGCAUGAGGCCUGUGCUGAGCUGGUGCUGUCAGCAACCCCAGGCAAACUCAGACUGGGAAAGGCAAUGGCCCAGAAGGUGUGCUGGGAACAGGGGCAGAGUGCCUUCACGGAGGUGCCUCGGCUCAAGAAGAGGCUGGAGGGUGCACAGGCCAAGGAGAGGGAGCAUGGUAACCCCACAGGCCAGCCUGUCCCCCAGCAGCUGACACAGGAGAUCCCCAGGGAUCCAGCUGGCAGCAAGGUCUUCUCUUGGCCCAGCGGAGCCCAAGGGGAACCGAGAAGCGCCUUCAGCAAACCAGCCAGGUGUCCAACAGGGAGACCUGGGCCAACCUCUGUCUUCCAGGCAGAGGGACAUGCAGAUGCCCUUGGGGAGCUGUUGGGACUCAUCAACACGGUAGAUGUCCCUUGUUGGGGUCAACUUUCAAAUUCUAAGUUUUUGGUGGGUGAUUUCUGGAACCUGCAAAUGUUGCCACAAAAUGUUCCCAUCUGCAGUGCUUUCAUGGGUGCCCCCACACUGUGGCUAAAGCCUGCCACUGGCCAGAUACCCGUACCUUCAUCAUCCUCCUCUCCUGCCUCCUGGGCUCUGCUGCAACCCACGUUCACCUCCCUGGGCCUGUCCACCCAGAACUGGUGUGCAAAGUGCAACCUGUCCUUUCGCCUGACCUCCGACCUGGUCUUCCACAUGCGGUCCCACCACAAAAAGGAGCAUGCAGGUCGUGACCUACAUUCUAAGAAGCUGAGGGAAGAGGCCCUCACAUGUCCCAUUUGCCAUGAAUACUUCCGGGAGCGCCACCAUCUGUCUCGGCACAUGACUUCUCACAGUUAG